GGAAGGAGAAGGGAAGAUGGCGGCGGCGGCGUGAGGGGCGCGGAGGGAGCGGCCGCCAUGGGGGCCGCGCUGAGCCCCGCGCUGAGCCCGGCCCGGCGGGCACCCCCCUGGGCAGCCCCCCCGAGCCGCCCCCCGGGCCGCCCCGCCCCGCUGCAGGGGCCUGGCCCGGCCCGCCGGCCCGCGCAGCGCCCGGCAGCUGAGGGAGGCCGAGGAGGCCGCCCCGGUUUUCCAGUACGCGGGGAAGGCGGCCAAGCGGAAGGACCGCGUCUUCGUCUGGGGUUUCUGCUACUCGGGAGCUUUGGGCGUCCCCAGCUUCGUGAAGCCGGACGUGGGCUGGAAGAAGCCGCGGCGGAUCCAACCCACGCCCUACCGGCUGGAGACGGCGGAGAAGAUAUCUUCUGCUGCCUGUGGUUAUGGGUUCACGUUGCUGUCCUCCCACACCACAGACAUCACCAAAGUGUGGGGCAUGGGGCUGAACAAGGAUUCCCAGCUGGGCUUCCAGAGAAGCAGAAGAGAUCGAACUAAGGGCUAUGAAUAUGUCUUGGAACCAUCUCCAAUUCCAUUACCUCUGGAGAAGCCUCAGCAGACUCGAGUCUUGCAGGUGUCCUGUGGGAGAGCCCAUUCCCUGAUCCUGACAGACAGUGAAGGAGUUUUCACCAUGGGAAACAAUUCUUAUGGACAGUGUGGCCGGAAGGUUGUUGACGAUGAAAUGUACAGUGAAAGCCACCUGAUUCAUCAGCUGAAGGAGUUUGACAGCAGAGUUGUCCAGGUUGUGUGUGGGCAGGACCACAGUCUCUUUAGAACCAAGAAAGGUGCAGUCUAUGCAUGUGGAUGGGGAGCUGAUGGACAAACAGGGCUUGGACACUACAACAUCACCAGUGUUCCUACUAAGCUGGGUGGUGACAUUGCUGGAGUAAACAUCAUCCAGGUCUCUUCCUAUGGGGACUGCUGUCUGGCUGUUUCAGAUGAAGGAGAUGUCUUUGGCUGGGGAAAUUCGGAAUACUUGCAGUUGGCAUCUGUCACAGAAACCACCCAGGUGAAUGUUCCCAGACAUUUGCCAUUCAAGAUUGGGAAGAUAAAGGAGGCUGCCUGUGGAGGGACUGGCAAUGUUGUGCUAACAGAAGAAGGAAAUGUUUUUGUCUGGGGAUAUGGAAUUCUUGGGAAAGGACCAAACCUAAUAGAGACAGCAGUGCCAGAGAUGAUCCCACCCAGUCUUUUUGGCUGGUCAGACUUCAACCCGUCCGUCCGCGUUGCUCGUGUUCGCUCAGGACUCAGCCAUUUUGCAGCACUUACAAACAGAGGAGAGCUGUUUGUAUGGGGCAAGAACCUAAGAGGGUGCCUAGGAACUGGAAGAAAGGAAGACCAGUAUUUCCCAUGGAGGGUGACUGUGCCCGGGGAGGUGGUGGAUGUUGCGUGUGGAGUUGACCACAUGGUGAGCAUGGUGAAGUCCUUCACCUAGUGAUCCUGCUGGGCCUCAGCACUCUGCUAAGGAGACUUGGUGGGGUAACUUGGUGACAAGCUGCUUGGAAAGGAAGACUCAAUCCAUGAAGCCAAGCAAGAAGUGACUGAGCAGGGACAGCUAUAGCAGUGCUGGGGCGUGUUGUCAUCUCUGAUCCUGCCUGGCUGCAGGAAGGAUUGUGUUCCCUGAGGAGUGGGAAUGCAGGAAGUGCUCUGGCUGCUUCAGAACGAGCUUCCAAAGAGUCUGAGGCCCAGCCCACAGCUGGUGAGUCCCUGUGUGUGUAAGGAUGAAGAGCAUCUCCCUCAGGGAAGGCUGGCACGAGAUGAAGUCUGUAGCAGAGCACAGAUUUAUGGACACUUUCCUGUCACCAGCUCUGGGAUGUCUGUUGGCCUAAGCCAAACUGUUUCUCAAGGGAAAGAUUUUUUGGUUUAAGAUAACUUUUUUAUGUGGAAGAGAAGUCCUGCUGGCUGUUGGAGUCCAGCACAGCUGCCUUGGCCUCCACCACCAGCCCAGGCUGCUGUUCCCUGCAGAAGCUGGAUGCACAGCCAGUGGUCUGGAGGCAAUGGGGUGCUCUUAUCCCAGGUGGGGGCAGAUUUUCCACAUGGACUGGGAGACUGAACACCCCAGGAACACAUUUGUUAAACUGGAAGAGUGAGAACUUGUUUGCAGGGGGCAGUAUUACUGAUAACUUGAGGACAGCAUGGAAAGAUGAACCAUCGUGCUGUGGAAGGACAGAUGGACAGUGACCACAGCCAGUCCAGCCUGUCCAUGGAAGCAGGCUGGAAACACAGCUUCCUCCUUGAUACCUGCAGGGUGGGUGCCCAGGCAGCACUCACUGCUCCUCAAGGAGUUGUCUUCACGUGUUGACCACAAACCACUGCCUUUAAUUUUUUGGGGUGUCUCUGCACCCUUUCUGCCUGUAGCUCUGCUCCCUCAUCAAUCAGCCAGGCUCUCUGGCCUUGCCUAGCAGGGGAUGGAUUCUUAACAGGCAAGCAGCAGAGCCUUCUCCUUGGUACCUUCCUAGCAGAAAAGCUGUGGUGACUGCAUUUAGGAUCUAGGAACCUGCUGGAGAUAGGAUGUAACAGCUGUACCUGUAGCAGGCACUCACCACAUCUCCCUCUGGGAAACUGUCUCCUGGGAAAUACUCCAGACAUCAGGCAGGCUUGUAUCCUCUCUCUCCAUGUGGGAAUACUUCUGCUGUGUAAAUCAUUUUGGCAAAAUCCAAGCUCAUAUGGUUUUAAUAAAGUGUUUAUAGAAGUCUU
Messenger RNA from Apus apus (common swift), 2721 nucleotides. RefSeq names its product RCC1 like (gene RCC1L). The record is from RefSeq and is a predicted model, not a curated record. Bases 467 to 1459 code for a protein of 330 amino acids. The transcript is spliced from 11 exons. NCBI's taxonomy places the organism in Eukaryota, Metazoa, Chordata, Aves, Apodiformes, Apodidae.